Molecule: messenger RNA, 612 nt
Organism: Ctenocephalides felis (cat flea)
Lineage: Eukaryota; Metazoa; Arthropoda; Insecta; Siphonaptera; Pulicidae
Product: charged multivesicular body protein 1b-like
Exons: 1
Coding region: 1-612 (203 amino acids)
Biological process (GO): protein transport; endosome transport via multivesicular body sorting pathway; late endosome to vacuole transport
Cellular component (GO): multivesicular body; ESCRT III complex
Source: RefSeq, a predicted model, not a curated record
AUGUCAGCCGCAGUCAUGGAAAAAUAUCUCUUCAAUUUGAAAUUUGCUGUAAAAGAAUUGGCGCGGAACUCAAAAAGAUGUGAAAAAGAAGAAAUCGCGGAAAAAGCAAAAACAAAGAAAGCAAUUCAAAAAGGCAAUAUGGAAGGAGCAAGAAUACAUGCUGAGAAUGCAAUUCGUCAAAAAAAUCAAGCAUUGAAUUAUCUUCGCAUGAGUGCCAGAGUGGAUGCCGUUGCUGUUCGAGUCCAAACUGCCUUAACUACUAGAAGGGUUACUCAUUCUAUGGCUGGUGUUGUAAGAGCUAUGGAUGCAGCAAUGAAGGGUAUGAAUUUGGAAAAGAUCUCUUAUCUAAUGGAUAAAUUUGAAUCUCAAUUCGAAGAUUUGGAUGUACAAACUAGUUACAUGGAAAAUGCUAUGCAUACCACAACAACAACCACGGUUCCUCAAGGUGAUGUUGACCAACUUAUGCAACAAGUAGCUGAUGAGGCAGGCCUUGAACUAAAUAUGGAACUACCUCAAGGAAUAAGCUCAACUGCAAUGGGUGCAUCCACACAAGCUUCGCAGGAGCAAGAAGAAUUGAAUCAAAGAUUGGCUAAGCUCAGACAAACAAAAUAA